This is a messenger RNA of Pelmatolapia mariae (spotted tilapia), 4927 nucleotides long. It is a transcript of the gene ppp4r4, whose product is annotated as protein phosphatase 4, regulatory subunit 4. Bases 1077 to 3914 code for a protein of 945 amino acids. Gene Ontology annotation, cellular component: cytosol; protein serine/threonine phosphatase complex. Lineage: Eukaryota; Metazoa; Chordata; Actinopteri; Cichliformes; Cichlidae. Gene Ontology annotation, molecular function: protein phosphatase regulator activity. The transcript has 25 exons. The record is from RefSeq and is a predicted model, not a curated record.
UUAUUUGAUGAUUAUUGAACUUUCAGGUGCGUUUACAGGUGAUGGGACAGCUCAGAAUGAGAGCGGGUUCUGGAUCGAAGACACGUUCUGGACUUUAUGAAUGAGCACGGACAGUCGUUUCCAUGGAGACGGAUCAGCUGCUGCACUGCGCCUCCAGCUUAACGCCCUGCAGCUCAUCUCUCGGUCCCGGUUCAGGUCGGGCUUGCAUCCUCAUGACUCUGUUUAGGUUGGCUCAGCCCGCUCUGCUGCCCACGGGUCACUCACGGUGAUGAAGCCUCCUCCUCUUCGUCUUUUGGUGUGAAAAUCAGCCUGAUACCGUCUGUGAACUUUGACGCUGUCCGGUACCGGUCUGCGUAUGACAGACCAGCACUGAACGUAGAGUGGGCGAUUCGGUUCGGUUGUGCACUGUCGAGGAUGACGGACUCGAAGGAGCACGGAGGAGCGCAGCCGCAGUUCUGCGUGACGCUCCCACCGCAGCCCUGAGGAGCUGAAGCAGGUGGAGAAGAUCUGGACUUUGUCAGAAUAUUUGGAGAUGUGCGCCGAACCGGAGAAGAGGUCCAUCUGAUUCAUCCCGCGCCCGGUUUGUGCGGUUUCCUACAUUCAGUCUUUAGAUUUACUCCGAAUAAAUUCCGUGUGCGGACUUUUGGACUGAGUGUGGUGUGAAUGAAGAGUCCUCGGGGAAUAAAAGAGUUAACUGGAGCUUUUUACACGCAGUCUGGCUGCGGCUUCUCUGCGCUGCACUGGAUCUGCUUGGAAACGUGUGACACAUCCCGGUAACGGUGUGACAGUUUGGGAUGUUAAGGGGGAUUUUUCUGGAGGAAUCACAGUUCUGUGAGCGCCGAACCGCAGAUCGUGCCGUGAGUGUGUGGACGGGUUUUGUUUGGGAUCUCUGAUAGCCUGCAUCGUGUGCAAAUGAGCGCGUUCGUGAGACUUUGUCAGACUUUUGAACGGAGUCUGGAGUGACGUUCAGCUCGAGCCGGGAUCUCCUUGGAAACGGUUAGUGACAGCCUCGCAACCCCCGCCCCCUCAACAGGGAUGGUCGGAGCUGAUACGACUGCUCCCCCUCUAACAGCCAGAUGUUACCCGGCAGGAUGGCCCUGAGCCCGGCCGGCGUGCUGUGCGGCCCGCUGGAGGAGCUGCAGGAACUCGCCUUCAUCGAGAGGCCGAUCCGCAGGAGCCUGAAGACUGCAGAAGAGAUUGAUCAGCUGACUGUGGAUGAAGACCUAAAUGACAUUGAGAGAGCUGUCUACCUCCUCAGUGUUGGUCAGGAGGUGCAGAGGGUCAGUGUCAUCAGUAACCUCCCAAGUCUCGUCCGACAGAAUCCAGCUGAAACAUUUCGUAGAGUGGUACCAAAAGUUCGGGAGGUUCUGAACGGAGCUGGAGCUGAAAUCCAGCUGGCUGCAGCGGCGUCAUUUUUAACCAUCCUUCAAGAUGACAUCAUACUGAUCCACACCCACACUUACUCCAUCCUAAAGAUUGUCUUGUUGCACCUGAACCACAGAGACACAGUGGUGAGCAACGCCUGGCUGGAAACUCUGCUAUUAGCUAUCAACGCUCUGCCCAAAGAAACCAUCAAACAAGAGGUGCUGAACCCCCUACUACAUCAGUCUCAGCUGUCUCACGCUCCUCAGGCUCGGCUGGCCAGCUGUCGCAUUUUAGGAAAAGUUGCCUGCAAAUUUGAUUCCUACAUCGUAAAGAAGGAGCUGCUGCCUUUGGCUCGUUCUUUAUGUCAGGACCCGGAGUUUGAAGUCCGAGCCUGUAUGUGCCGUCAGCUGGAGAGCAUUGCGAGAGCCACUGGGGUGGAUGACACCAGGACAGAGCUUCUUCCUGAUCUAGUGGAACUUGCUGGAGACGAGGACAGCAGUGUCCGCCUUGCUGCCUUUGACACAAUCAUCAACCUAAUGGAGAUGAUGGACAGCGAUGACCAACUCCACGUUGUCAUUCCUUUGGUGAUGGCGGUGUGUGAGGCCUCGCUGCAGGAGGAUGAAGCAAUUAUGGCAUCUUUGUCAUUCCAGUUUGGGAAGCUCUGCAAUGAAUUGGCAGGCUCACUGUCAGAUGAGCAGAAGAGUCAUUUACUGCAGACAUUUAAGGAGAUGUGUACCACUGGACUGCAGACUGAUGGAAACCAGACUGAUAGCAACAACGAAUCCACACUUAUCCGCUGCAACUGCUGCUACAACCUGCCGGCUAUGGUGGUUUUUGCAGACACAGCUCAUUUCCUAUCGGAGCUGUACCCUUCUUUCUCUAGUCUUUGUAGUGACCCAGAGGUCUGUGUCCGGCGCAGCGCAGCAGCCAGUUUCCACCAGGUGGUCAAGUUGCUUGGUUCAAAAGUCCAGGUGGUCCACAAAGAACUUCUGUGUCUGCUUCAGGAUGAUGCACUGGAGGUGCUGGAUGCUCUGAUGACUCAUGUAGAAGAAACUUUGGAGGCAGUUCUGUCACGGGGAGAGAACCAGACGCUGGACAACAAGUUCCCAGAUCUGAUGGCAGGACUACUGUUAGCUGAACAGAAGAUUGGACGUUCCUUACGUUGGCGGCUUCACGAGAAGCUGCUGCAACGUUAUAGCUGCCUGGCAAGACUGCUACCUGGAGAGCUGCUACACCAGAGCUUCUCCCCUCGCAUCUUCAUUAUCCUCACCACCAAUAAAGUGUUGCCGGUACAGAAGGCGGCAGCUCGCACAUUCUGCACAUUCCUGCGCUACAACCGCAAACAGGAGCAGCGUCAGGAGAUGAUGGGGCGACUCAUACAAGAUCUGGCUCAGGGACGCAGCUACUGGCAUCGUCUGAGGUUCCUAGAUGUUUGUGAAACUGCCACAGAGAUUUUCUCCAGAAAAUACUUCAACAAACAUUUCCUGUUUCCAGCACUGGAGCUAGUCCAUGACCCAGUUGCCAAUGUCAGGUACAAGCUGUGCCAGUUGCUGCCCAGGUUGCGUUCUUCGCUUCGUCUGCCAGCUGACAAACAGCUGCUACAGAAACUUGACUUCUGCGUCCAGAAGCUGCUUUGCAAAGAGAAAGACAAAGAUGUGGUGGCCAUGAUUCGCAAGACAGUCUUGGAACUGGACAAACUAGACCUCUCAGAACCUUUUCAUAAGAGGCAGGAGAGGGACUUGUUGGACCAGAAGAAGGAGAAGGAGGAGACGCUGUUGCUGGAGAUGGAACAGCUGGAGAGGCAGCAGAAUGAAGGAAAACUGAACUCUGACAAACAUCCGGAGAGAAAAAGAAGAGACAGCAAGACCAGUCUAUCUGCCACCAAGUCCAUGUCUGUGUCCUCAUCUGCAGGCGCCUCAUCCUCCUAUGGUAAAGAGAUGAGAAAGGCAAAGCUGUCACGGAGUCGGUCCCUCACCAGUCAGCCGACGACGUCUAAACCUGUGACCUCAGACAGAUCUCUGAAGGUCAAAGAGCUGAGCAGUGGAUCUGCAUCUGGGAAGGCCUCCAUGUUGACCAGUAAAGAUGACUCUUUAAGGACAGCUCACUUCAGCAUGGGAGCCCAGUCUGCCUCCUCCAUGCCAGUCCUGAUCCGUAGCAACACUACUAGUCUCCUGGACAGGGCCAGUACGCUGGACCAGAGAGACCACAGGACCAGUACUCUAGAGCAGAGAGACCACAGGCCUAAUACACUUGACUACAGGACUGGUAACAUGGAUUACAGGAACAAUAUAAUGGACCACAGAACCAGUACAUUGGACCAGAGAGACCACAGGACCAGUACCUUGGAUCAACGAGACCACAGGACCAGUACUCUAGAGCAGAGAGACCACAGGACCAGUACCUUGGAUCAGCGAGACCACAGGACCAGUACCUUGGAUCAGCGCAGUAAAACAAUGGAUCGGGGGUGCGGCAUGAAGGAAGGCCAGUCCAGGAAGCUAUCCAUAAACAGGAAGUCCAACUCUUUCAGCGUCCAAUCAGGACGAGACUGAAGAUGAUGACAUCAUCAUACCUCCACCAGGCCAUCAGCCAGUCAGCAUUCAGAAAAGAGUUUCCAUUCAGCUUCAGGACAUUACCCAGAAUACAUCAGGACCUCAUCAGAGACAGGGGAGUCUGAUUCUACCUGUAUCUAUUGAGAACUGUGUAGACUGAUGAUCUCACCCUGCCACCUGAUUGAUUCAGUAAAAGAGUCCACCCACAAAUUGUUGCUGUGUUCUUAUUGGUUAAAGCAGGGGUCUCAAACUUGUGGCCCGGGGGCCACUUGCAGCUCCCUAUGUUGAUGUGAAGAAAUAUAAUGCAGUUUGAUCCGUGAAGUUACUUUUUUUGUUAGGGAGGAUUUGUUUGUUGUUGAGUGCAAUGUUAAAACAAGUUCUUUAAAAAGCCAAAAAUGGACAGCAAGGCAAUGUGACCAAAGUACAAACAUGCUGAGGGAUUGGCUGUGUUAGUUCAGUGAGAGUCAAAAACUAAUGUGUACACUUUUUAUUCUGUUAAAUAUGAACAAAAUGAUAGCAGAAGUGCUGCCACAUGUCUAGCCAGAAAGAGAGGACCAACAUGUUUAUUUGGUCAUUCAAUGAAAGGCUUCAGUUAGUUAAGAGAGAGAAAAAAAAAUUGUCUUGUUAUACAAUAUUUGAAUUUUUUUUUAAACCAAACAAACAAACACUACAUAUUAGGAAAUAUUUGUGGGUGUUUUCUUGUUUGUUUGUUUUGUACUACUUGAACAUUAAAGUGGCCCUCCAAUGAGAGGACAGUGCCAGGAGUGGCACACAGCUCAUUUAAGUUUGACACCCCUGGGUAAAAGGUUUCAGCUGCUGUCCUGUGACUUUUUUCUCUGAGCUUCUCUCAUAGUGUCAUUUCAAUAAAAGUUCAUAUGAUCCAAAGAUCAGAAAAAAGUGAAUAUCAAUCCCACUCCACCUGCAGCAUUAACAUGUUUCCUUACUGAUUAUCUAACAAAGUCAUACAUAAUCAAUCAUCAGUCACGGUGAACAAACCAGGACUGAAAAACCCU